Molecule: messenger RNA, 1002 nt
Organism: Orbilia oligospora ATCC 24927
Lineage: Eukaryota; Fungi; Ascomycota; Orbiliomycetes; Orbiliales; Orbiliaceae
Exons: 1
Coding region: 1-1002 (333 amino acids)
Biological process (GO): transcription open complex formation at RNA polymerase II promoter
Cellular component (GO): transcription factor TFIIE complex
Source: RefSeq, a predicted model, not a curated record
AUGGACAAUGACGCCGAUUCAAAGGGCUAUUGUUGUCCACGAUGUAACCGUCGCUACAAACCACUCGACGCUCUGCCGCUCAUUAAUCACGAUACGGGAAUGUUUGAUUGUAGCGAGUGCGGAACUCAAUUGGUUGACGAUGACGAUAGUGCUGAAAUUCAGGAAAGCCAAGAGCGAUUGGGUCGGCUGAUGCAUCAGAUGGAUAAGAUCCUGAGGAUGUUGAGACAGAUAGAUCAGUUGGUUGUUCCUGCCAAUGAUUUCAAUGAUGCGAUUGCUGUUGCUGUACCGGUUACCAGAGAGAGAUCACACGCCUCUGCGCUUUCAAUUCCUACUUCCGUACCGAUUGUUCAGGUUUCGCAAGGUCCCACGAUGGAGAUUAAGUUCACAUCGGAUGAGAAACAGACUGCUGCUGAAUUAGCCGCGGAGAGGGAAAAGAAGGCUGCGCAGGCGGAGCAGAAUGCUCUACCAGUUUGGCAUACGCAAAGUACAGUCUCUGGGGAUCUUACGACAUUGGGUUCUAAGGAAGCAGAGGCCAGAGCUGCUAGGCACAUAGACUUUAAAACGGGAACAACAAAGGAAGAAAAGAAACCCGUAGUCGAUCAACAGAAUGUCCAGCAGUCUGCUAUCGAUCAGUACUAUGAAGCUCUAAAGGCAAAACAGAAGAAGGAUGAGGAAGAAGAGGAAGAGGAGGAGGAAGAAGAGGAAGAUGACGACGAUAUCGAGUUCGAGGAGGUCCCUGUCGGGAUAUCAAACGGUGGAACCGGACCUCCAUCCACAGCUAGCGCAUCCAAACCAUCAACACCAAAGCCUUCUCAUAGCCUCCUACCACUAUCAGCAAACGGUGUCCAUAGGAGCGGUAGCGCCGAUCCUAAGAGUGCUAAACGAACUGCUGAUCACUUUGGAGGCAAAGAGGAAUCGCCGGGUGAGAAGAAAGCUAAAAUCCAACAGCAAGACGAAGGUGACGAUUCGGAAGAAGAAGAAGCAGAAUUUGAGGACAUUUAG